UCUCCCUGAAGGAACUAGCUUGAAACAGCAGAGGGCACUAUGUACAUAAUAUACGCACAUGAAAUACAUAAUGUCAUACCAAUUAAAUUCGGAUUAAAUGAGGAGUUAAUUAUUAGCGACGGAUAGCCCCAAUAAUUUGGCUCUUUAUCACGCCCACCUCUGGCUGGUUAUGUUAUUCCCGUUUAUCUAUUGAAUAAAAUGCAUCAAUAAUGUCAAUCUCUAAAUGCCACAUUAAACGGUUGCCACAGUAUAACUUCCAUUCUAAUCUCAGAGUGGGUAGAGAAGGCUUUCGAGGAACGGCUCCAAUCUGCAUGCUGUCUGAAAUAGACUGCUCGCUGUGGGGUAAAAUGUGUCUGACGUGCAUGGUGGACGAGUAAAGGAGUGCAAAAGCGAUCAUGUGAGUGCUCAGGGUGUACCAACCAAGCUCGGAAUGAAUUGGAAUGGGACAGCCUUUGAGACCAUGAACACACAGACAGUCAUAUGACGAACCAAGAACACAGCACGCAGGGGCGUCGCGCGAGGAAACUGUCAUCAUCACCCACUGCUGAGUGGAGGAGGAGAGCGCAGCGCAUCAAUGCCACCAGGUGGUCUCGCUCACGUCGCUUGGAGUCUGGACUACACUACGCUGGCAUCGUCUCGUCGUCGGCCUAAUAGCCGUUGAGAGAAGAAUGCAAGAAUGGCGGAGGACGACGCCGAGCUGAUCAGGGCAGCGUUGCAACGAGACCAGCGACUCCUGCAAAGCUCGUCUUGCGGGUGCACCGCGAUGGAUGGAGCGACCAUGGAGGAAAAAGGAGAGGAUCUAUCUCUGGAGGCGAUUCUAGCGCUGUACAACCAGCCCAUCAAUGAGGAGCAGGCAUGGGCAGUUUGCUACCAGUGCUGCAGCACGCUGGCGAGGGGACCAGGGAGGAGGACCUCCGCGCCGGGUCUCGGGACAGCGUCCGUGGUGCACCGUGCGCGGAAGAUCCAGGGACUCGGGGACGUGAUCAUCCAGAGAGACGGAUUGGUUCGCUUCCGAUACGACGAGGAUUCACAAGCUAAAUCCAUCCCCUGCAGAUCAACAGAGGUGAUCGAGUCCCUGGGCAUCAUGGUGUACAACGCCCUGGACUACGGCCUGAAGGAGACGGAGGAGCGGGAGCUGAGCGCGCCGCUGGAGCAGCUCAUCAACCACAUGAUCAACAUGGCGGAGGCCGAGAAGGACGCCUGCUACGACGAAGGCUACGAGGCCACAGAGGAAGACGAGGAGGCAGAGGAUGAGCCCGGGUGCGCCCCCGGCACCAGAUGUUACAGGGACCUGCUCAAGAUCUGCACGUCCCACCUUCCCGGCCAAUCAGAUGCUCCUAUUCACUACCAGGCGGUGUGCCGGGCUCUUUACUCAGAGACCAAGGAGCUCCGCACCUUCUUGGAGAAGAUAAGGAGUGCCAAAGAGGUGGGUCGACAAUGA
Molecule: messenger RNA, 1441 nt
Organism: Gadus chalcogrammus (walleye pollock)
Lineage: Eukaryota; Metazoa; Chordata; Actinopteri; Gadiformes; Gadidae
Product: protein spire homolog 1-like
Exons: 4
Coding region: 677-1441 (254 amino acids)
Biological process (GO): actin filament network formation; actin nucleation; Golgi vesicle transport
Cellular component (GO): cytoplasmic vesicle membrane; cell cortex
Molecular function (GO): actin binding
Source: RefSeq, a predicted model, not a curated record